Molecule: messenger RNA, 4647 nt
Organism: Hippocampus zosterae (dwarf seahorse)
Lineage: Eukaryota; Metazoa; Chordata; Actinopteri; Syngnathiformes; Syngnathidae
Gene: kaznb
Product: kazrin, periplakin interacting protein b
Exons: 18
Coding region: 934-3480 (848 amino acids)
Molecular function (GO): protein binding
Source: RefSeq, a predicted model, not a curated record
GUUAAAGAGCCAUUGGUGGUACAAAAAAAAAAAAACAAUUGCAGUUGGUAGAAAUAAAUCGGCAUACAAAUUUAUCAUCGUGGCGAACGGUUUCUCCCAUAAAGCAUUAUGAAUGUCAGUUUUGACCAAAACAGGCCAAGUCAAGUCUAUCUAACCUUUUUUCACAUCCACUUUCAAUCUUGAGGCAACAUGCUGCAAGGUGUAGUGGAGCAACAGUAAAACGCGCUUCUCACAGUGUCAAGGGCGUUCGUAGAUUUGCUCAAGAGAUUUUCCACACAUUUUAAACAAUAACAGACCACAUGAGGACUGACUGACCAUACAGACAGCAGCGAUUUGCAACAAAAUGAGUUCUCUGUAUUGUCUAAAACACGUGAAGUACAAAGAUGUCACCAUCGAGCUGUUUGCUGUUGAGUCACUAAAGACUGAAAAAGCAACAUGAUUUUUCUUCACUAAUUUCAUCUUGAGCCCAAUCUUUCACAAAUUCAGAAUUCACAAAUGAAUCCCGGCUCUGCGUUAACUAUGAAUUGAUGUUAAAAAGGAAAAAAAAAAAUCCUACACAAAGAGACCAGAGAAACAUGACGACUACUUUAUUGUGGUAGCCAGUUGUUUAGACACAAACGUGAAACUUAACACCGCUUCUGUAUGAAAUAAUCAUGCAAAAGCAUUCAUUGCCAUCCUUGAGCCCGCCACCUGAAGCGUCGAUGCCUUCCCCAUCCAAGAAGGCACUUUCCCACUGACACCUCCUUCCCCAGCCCCUCCCUUUGCCCACAACUUCUCUCCAUCCUCCCAGCCUCCCCGCCUCCCUCCUUAUUCCCAUCAUCUGCACAGCGAGCACUUCUGGCUCACAUCGCUGCGAGCUAACGGGGCUGCGUCUGCUCCCUCAACGGCAGCGAGUAGGAAGCGGGCGUUGUUUUGGAAGCCACCGCAGCCGCCAUGGAGGAUACGCUCACCUGCUGCAGCCAGGACGCCACCUUCUCUCAGGUGUUCGGGCGCCAGGGACAGCUGAUGCAAGCCACCGUCCAGUCGCUCAACAGCCUCAACGACCAGAUCGCUCGGUUCAUGUUGAGCCGGCCGUGGAGCCUGAGUGAUGACGAGCAUCACUUCCUAACCAGAGAGCAGGACGGGGACCCCUUUACCAAAUCCAUGACCCUCAUGAGACACCUGCUCAUGGAUGCGCAGGGGAAAAUCCUCAAAAUGAUGGAGGACAACAAGCAGCUGGCCCGUCACAUCGACGGGGCCAUCCGCUCGGCCGGCCAGGAAGUCGGCAACCUGCGUUCGGAGCUGACGGCCACCAACUGCAGGCUGGCCGGCCUGGGAGCCGGCGGCACGGCCCCCUUGGAGAACCACCACCUCCACCACCACCGACAGCACAAGCACCACGCCGACGGCCUCCGCUACCGGGAUCCAGCAGUGCAUCACCGGCAGAAGACGCUGGUAACUGACAUGUGCUACCCGACAGAGAUUUCCAGCCUGAUGGACUUCGGCUCUCCCGACUGCUCGUUGGGCAAAGUGUUGUUGCACGAAGAGGUGGCCCAGCUUCAGGAGGAGGUGCACCUCCUGCGGCAAAUGAAGGACAUGCUGGGCAAAGACCUGCAGGAGGAGUCACAGACAGGAGGAACCGCAGGUCUGCUCUCCGCAGCCGAGCUCCACGUACAGCUGGGUGACAAGGAGCAGGAGCUGGACCGCGCAAAGGAGGCCUUACAAGCCAUGAAAGCUGACCGUAAACGUCUAAAAGGGGAGAAGGGCGACUUGGUGAGUCAGAUGCAGCAGCUAUACACGACACUGGAGAGCCGAGAGGACCAGCUCCGAGAAUUCAUACGCAACUACGAUCAGCACAGAAAGGAGAGCGAGGAUGCAGUGAAGUUGCUGGCCAAGGAGAAGGACGUGCUGGAGAGAGAGAAGUGGGACCUGAGGCGACAGACCAAAGAGGCCACGGAGCAGGCCAACAUCCUGCGCUCUCAGCUGGACAUGAAGGAGAACAGGAUCAAGGAGCUGGAGGCUGAGCUCACCAUGGCCAAGCAGUCUCUCGCCACGCUGACGAAAGACGUUCCAAAGCGCCACUCGUUAGCCUCCACCACCAACGCCGGCGCCACCGAGCCCGUGGUCAACGGCAGUCAGGAGUGGGUGAUGCAUGCCGACCUGCCGCUGACCGCCGCCAUCCGGCAAAGCCAGCAGACCCUCUACCACGGACAGAACGCCGACAGACAAGCUGUGGUCAGGAUCAGCCCCUGCCACUCGCGCCAGCCGUCUGUUAUCUCUGACGCCUCGGCCGCCGACGGGGACCGCUCGUCCACGCCCAGCGACAUCAACUCCCCCCGUCAUCGGACACACUCCCUCUGCAAUUCCAUGGAGGACCUGGAGGAGCAGAAGCGUAAGAAGAAGAAGGAGAAGAUGACGCUAGGCUCCCUUUCGCGCGUCUUUGCCCGAGGAAAACAGCGCAAGUCCCUGGACCCGGGCCUGUUUGAUGACUACAACAGUCUCGUGUCCGACGGCGAAGAGCAACUGGAUCGCCUCCAGCAGGCAACGCUCACCCGGACCACAUGCAUGUCUCUGUGGAAGGCGGGUGCUGUCCAAGCCUGGCUGGAGGUGGUCAUGGGAAUACCUUCGUCCACGCGGGCCUCUUGUGAACAUGUCAAGAGUGGCAAGGUUCUUCUUGGUCUGACUGAUGAGGAUUUAGAGGUGGGACUUGGCAUUAGCAACCCGAUCCAUCGCAGGAAACUAAGACUGGCCAUCGAGGACUACAGGAGAGCUGAAGGGGACCAAGGUUUAUCCGAAGCAUCUGACAUGGACCAUCACUGGGUGGCGACAUCGUGGCUGAGCGACGUAGGCCUGCCGCAGUAUUCGCAAACUUUCCACGCUCACUUGGUGGAUGGCCGGGUACUAAGUUCUCUGGGCCGUAGAGACCUGCAAAGAUACCUCAACGUGGACGACCAUUCUCAUCAGACCAGUCUGCUGCUUUCGGUGCAGCUCCUGCAAAUGCUGGGCUUCCACAAGGAGGCCCUGCAGGCAAGAAGGGCAAAAUGUCAGCAGCAAGACCGGGACCCCAUUGUUUGGACCUGUCACAGAGUCAUGAAGUGGGUCACGGACAUUGAUCUUAAGGAGUUUGCUGCCAAUCUUCAGGGUAAAGGCGUCAACGGUGCCGUGCUGGUUUUGGAUCCGGCUUUUGACGCCGACGCCAUGGCGAGAGCGUUGGAGAUCCCCGUUGACAAACAUGAGCUCCAUCGGCAUCUCCGCCAAGAGAUGAAAGCGCUCGCCACCGCUAGCAGCAACGAGGAGCAGGAAGGCAAGGUGGACGUUUCGUCUACGCCGGUGGCUGUCAACCGCUUUGCUGAGGGAAGGGUGCCGAUGAGGAGAUCCAGCAAGAGUCCGCUGAGGGUUCGCGCACAGAGCCGCUCAACAGAAGCGGGUCUUGGGCCGGGACCUCGGACCUCGCGCAGCCUCGUGUAUGGUUACAAGAGCGUCGAGAUCACCAAUGUGUGAUGGAACAGUUUAGGACACUUAAAACAGCACUUCACUGGAUUGUUAGUUGAUCUGCAACAACUUUCUCUCAUCACUGGGCAUCGAAUGGAAAACUGACUUGUCAUUGUCUUGUUUGUGAUAACCCAGCCAUCAAGACUGAAAUUGAACAAUCAAGUAAAACUUUUAGCAGCCUAUUUCUGAUUUUUGCCGCAUUGCUAUGUGACAACAGAGCUAGUUUACAUAACCACCUCAUCUGCGUUUCUUUGCUGACCACCUAGGCUGGGAAAAGAUCCUGAGCCACUUUCAAGCCAUUUCACUAUUUGAAACGCAUGCCCCUGCUAUUAUGUCCCAUUGCAUGAGACAGGACCGCUCUCUCAAAAUUGGCUGAUUUUAGCAAGACACGAAAAUGCAUAAUAUUCCUCUAAUUGUAAGAAUAACCAGUGAGAAUAAAAUGACUAAUGUACAGAUAAUGUAAAAAUCAAUACAGAUGACCGUAAAGACUGUAUAUUUCUUGACAUUUUGAAGAAAUCACACUAAUGACAAGACUAUUUCAUCAAUAAAUUCAGGGUUGACCCACUGUUGCCUUAUCUCAUACUGGUUCCUGAUAUUUAUUCCUGAUUAAACAUGUUUGUUGUGUUAUGUCAUUUCCUUUUUUUCAACUUUUGUAGAGAAUUGAAAAACUUAAAAAUAAAGAAAAUCUUACAAGGUGCUUAAAAAUCAUCAGUCAUUUGUAUUAUAUUCUUUAUAAAUGUUUUAUUGUAUACCUUUUUUUCAUUCGAUUUAAUAAUAGCAAAGUUUGGACAUGUUUUUAUUAAAUGAAGUGUGCUCAAACAUUUGGCUGCUUCUGUAGUUCUCGUCUUUGCCUACCAUGCAUGUUAGUUUCAUUGAAAACAAUAAAUGUGCAACACGUAUUGUUUUGAUUCACUGCUGACCAAUCUAGGGUUUUUCGUCCUGCUUCCCACACCAAAUUCUGCUUGGACAGAUGUUGAACACCUACCAUGAAGGUUCUGCACAAUAACAAAUUAAAACUAAAAUAAAAGCUAAUUUUGUACCAUCAGUGUGAUUUGUUGUAUGUCUACUGUAUAUAAAUUGAGUACUCUGGAGUGUUUUCUCCAUGCCUUGCCAAAAGUCUGUUGGAAAAUUGCAUUGAACAUCAUAGAGGUCAAUUGAAUAAAAUUAACUACCACA